UUGUCACUAACUUCCAUGUCGGAACUCGCGCCGGAGUUGCAAAGCAUGAUCGCGGCGGCCUUCCUGCCGUACGAAACCAGCGCGGCGAAGCGGGCUGUGCUGGACGCGAUGCUGGAGGUGCUGAAUGCGACGAUGGACGGGCUCCGCGCGGAGCGGAACGGGAUGGUGCCGAUCCACCGGCUGCCGAACGAGCUGCUCGUGCACAUAUUCAGCUACCACCCGGCGUGGGACGAGCGCGGCCUGGCGACGCGCAUGCUUGUGUGUCGGCGCUGGUUUGGGGUCGUGCUCGACUCGCCGACGCUGUGGAGCGUAAUCGACUUCGACUGGGAGGGCGUCAAGUACGGGUCGCUUAGGCGGCGGCUGGUGCGCUCGAAGGAUGCACCGUUGCGGGUCAAUAUAGAGCGGCUGAAGCAUACGGGCAUCACCGAGUUGCUGCUGGGCGCUUCGAGCCGGCUGCAGCAGCUCAGCAUAGCGGGGGCCCGAGAGUGCAUGGUCGACCUGCUGGAGCAAAUGUUUGCGCAGUCAUUCCCGCUCCUGCAAGAUUUGGCGUUGGAGAUGACAGACUACGGAGCGGAGGAGGAAGAAGAAUCGGAAGGGUUCCUCGUGGACUUGGAGCUGUCUGGUGCACUGCUCUCUCGAAUGCCAAACCUCUACGCGUUAAAACUGGUCAACAUAUCGACGGAAUGGACCUCCCUACACUCAUUGCGCUAUCUCACCAUCAACGCACGCAAGGCCAAUCUCGCCAACCCCAUCCAUUUCCAUGUCCUUCUUUCAAUACUGCGGGAAUGUCCCGAGCUCGUCGAACUGCAACUCGACUGUGUGCUCAUGCCAGGGACACCAGAGCUGUAUUCUGUUGUCCAUCUUCAACGCCUCACGCUCCUGCAUCUGCGCGACUCCUGUUUCUUCAUCGAAGACAUCCUCAACUAUGUCGUCUUCCCUGGCAAUACGCGACUCUCGCUCUUCCCGCUGGGCAUCAAUGACGGCAGCGACAUCCGCGCGCUGCUCGUACCGAUACGGCUACACCUGCGCUCCCCACUUUCCCCCGCGCCAGAGGUCAUGUCGUUCUCGGUCCCGAAGAGCGAGGACGGCGGGGUCAUCUCCAACUUCAAAAUCGACUUCGACACCGCCGCCAACCACGCCCGCGGAUUCAGCGACGCCCUCCAGCCGCUGCUCGGGCUGAAUUCCCACCCGCCAACCGCACGGUCGCUGCGGCAGAUCCUCGCCAAGAUCAUGCACGCAGUCCCCACUCAGCGCGUCACCCACCUGAGCGCCGAGAUCGCCCAUGACAUCAGCGCCAAGACGUGGGCGCUCGCACUCACGCACCUGCCGAGCCUGGAGCGGGUCGACAUUUUCCUCGAGAACAGCGCGGCGCAGCUGUGUCAGGCGCUCGCGGGUCUCAAAAAGGCACCCCCGCUCCGGCUGAUCCACGUUUCGGAUUUCACGCACGGGCCCGACGAGGAUAAGAGCUACGUGGCGCCGUUCCUCGGCGAACUGAAAACGCUCUUGCAGAAGCAUAGGGAUGCGGGGAGGACGGUUGAAAAGCUGGUUUUCAAGUUUUAUGCGUGGGGUGUGGAGAGGAGAAGCGAGCAGCCGCUCGUGGAAGACUGGUCCGAGAUCAAAGCGCUGGUCAGAGAACUCGUUGUCGAGGAAAAGCAGUGA
Molecule: messenger RNA, 1659 nt
Organism: Mycena indigotica
Lineage: Eukaryota; Fungi; Basidiomycota; Agaricomycetes; Agaricales; Mycenaceae
Product: F-box domain-containing protein
Exons: 2
Coding region: 16-1659 (547 amino acids)
Molecular function (GO): protein binding
Source: RefSeq, a predicted model, not a curated record